GCCGGUUAAUGCCCACAAUGCUGCAUGUGUAGGAGCAGGAGAGUACUACGGUUUUAUUAUAUGAUUAGUAUUUCUAAGCUCUCGCACAACAGUCGCCACACAGUACACUCUCACAGGCAGGCAGGAAGCUAGCUAGCUUAGCUAUAAUGGAGCAUCAUCAUCAUCAGGAGCUGGACCUUGAGCUCAGCCUCCAGCCCUUCUCGGCGGAUGCGGCGGCGGCGGCGGAUGACCCUCCCGGCUUCUUCGUCUGCACCUACUGCGACCGCAAGUUCUACAGCUCGCAGGCGCUCGGCGGCCACCAGAACGCGCACAAGUACGAGCGCACCCUCGCCAAGCGCCGCCGGGAGAUCGCCGCCGCCAUGCGCGCGCACGGCGCCCGGCAGGUCGACGCCGCCGCCGCAUCCACCUGCAGCAGGCCAGGCGGGGACCGAGCGCCCGCGGUGCAGUCUGCCGCCGCCUUGCUGCGCGGCAAGAGCAGCUCUCUGGAGCGCGGCGGCGUCGAGCGCGCCGCCGCCGAGUUGGACUUGUCUCUCAGGCUAUGAUAUGAUGCUUAAUUAACUGUCGUGCAUGUCUCGCUUAAUUUUUAGCCUUUCAAUUCGCUGCAUCUCUGUCUGUAUAUUUUUUCUUUUCUUUUCUUUUUUUAUUUUAGACUUCUAUAUAUGGGGAGAUAGCCAGCCCUGUAAGGCUUUGCCUGUUUCCCAAUAUGGUUUCUAGCUCGUUUCUCUCCAGCUGCAUGCAAGUUAUUGGUGCCUCUUGCAUAUAUAAAUUCAAUCGAAUCGAUGGAAUUUCUUGUCAAAGGAAGUAGAGGACAAGCAGAUUUAAUUAUCCACUAGCUCGUUUCUCUUAAA
Messenger RNA from Sorghum bicolor (sorghum), 848 nucleotides. Its product is annotated as zinc finger protein 7. Gene Ontology annotation, biological process: negative regulation of abscisic acid-activated signaling pathway. The record is from RefSeq and is a predicted model, not a curated record. NCBI's taxonomy places the organism in Eukaryota, Viridiplantae, Streptophyta, Magnoliopsida, Poales, Poaceae. The transcript has a single exon. Bases 147 to 542 code for a protein of 131 amino acids.